Messenger RNA from Melanaphis sacchari, 1233 nucleotides. RefSeq names its product inhibitor of growth protein 3-like. The record is from RefSeq and is a predicted model, not a curated record. The coding region runs from base 170 to 1177 and encodes 335 amino acids. Gene Ontology annotation, cellular component: NuA4 histone acetyltransferase complex. Gene Ontology annotation, biological process: regulation of DNA-templated transcription. NCBI's taxonomy places the organism in Eukaryota, Metazoa, Arthropoda, Insecta, Hemiptera, Aphididae. The transcript is spliced from 9 exons.
UAGAGCCACGUUUUUUGGUUCAGUUCGUUGACCGUUUCGAUAAUACAAAGUAUAAGUUACAAUUCGAUAUAAUAUGAUAUACCCGUUUUUAAUGAAAUUCAAAUUAAAUAAUUAUAUCGAAUACUCCAUUAACCGUACCUAGUUAUUUUUUGUGACUUAAAUUACCAUCAUGUUCUAUUUAGAAGAUUUUCUGGAAAAACUUGAACUCUUACCGCAAGAGAUAAAAAAUCGUACAGCAGAAAUUGGAAAACUAGACUCGCAAGUAGAAAAUUCUAUGAACUGUAUAAAAUAUAAUGUAGACACUUUAUUUUCAAAAGCUGACACUAUGAACCCAGAUGAUUUGAAGAACAAAUUUAAGACACUUAUGAAAGAAGGUGACAAAACUCUUAAACAGUCUGAUUCGAAAAUUCAGAUUGCUAAUGACAUGCAAAAACUCGUAGAAAAAUACAUAAAACGAUUGGAUCUUGAAUUAUAUGGAUUUAAAACUGAAUUGGAAGCUGAUAAAAGUGGAAUUACAGAACUUAUUGAAAAAAGAAUUUUAGAUUCAGAUCAAAGCAAUACACUCAAUCAUAAAGAGAAUAAGUAUGAAACAAACAGAUAUAUUUUUGGAGAAACAGAAGAAGUCUUAAAUAAUGUUAGCAGUGUCAAUCAAAAAAUUAAUGAGGUAACUUCAGAUGCAUCCAUUACUGAAGAAUUAGUAUCUUAUUUUCAACCUGAUUCUGGAUGCUCGGCAACUGCAGCAGUUGUAUCUGAAGCUAUUGCUUCUUGUAAUAAGUUGUCUUGUGAGCAUAGGUCAUCUGGUUUGAAAGCAUCUUUUGAUGCAAUUAAUUCUAACCAAAUUAAAGACAAAUCAGAUUUUUUAUCAACUGCAUCUCACGUUAAUAAAGAAAUCACACAAUUAAAUAAAUCUAGUAAUAACCAAACAAAAAAAAAUAAAAAACAUAGAAAAAAAAUUGUAAGUAAAGAAAUAUCAAUAAUUGAUGAAGAUGAACCAAUUGAUCCUAAUGAACCUAAAUACUGUUUAUGUAAUCAAAUAGCUUAUGGUACAAUGGUGGCUUGUGAUAAUAAAAAGUGUCUACAUGAGUGGUUUCAUUAUGAGUGUGUUGGUAUUACAAAUCCACCACAUGGAAAGUGGUAUUGUCCUAAGUGUAUCAUCAAAAUGAAGAGAAAAAAAUAAACAUUUUUUUUUUUUUAUAAUUAUGUUUUUUAAUAUAGUUGUUUCCAUUCUAUAUU